Pongo pygmaeus (Bornean orangutan) is the source of this 1197-nucleotide messenger RNA. It is a transcript of the gene JAGN1, whose product is annotated as jagunal vesicle mediated transporter 1. NCBI's taxonomy places the organism in Eukaryota, Metazoa, Chordata, Mammalia, Primates, Hominidae. Gene Ontology annotation, biological process: endoplasmic reticulum organization; vesicle-mediated transport; granulocyte colony-stimulating factor signaling pathway. The record is from RefSeq and is a predicted model, not a curated record. The transcript has 2 exons. Bases 171 to 722 code for a protein of 183 amino acids. Gene Ontology annotation, cellular component: endoplasmic reticulum membrane.
GCCUGCGCGGAGAGGGGUGACCAUAGAGUCGGUCCUCCAGAGACAGAGGGGCCGGAAGUUCUCUUCACAGAGCCGCGCGGCUGCGGCGGCGCAAAUAGGGUCAGUGGGCAGCUUGGCGUUGUUGCGAUACUAGGUCUGCGUGAGGGGUUCGGGGGUUCUGGGCAGGCAUAAUGGCGUCUCGAGCAGGCCCGCGAGCGGCCGGCACCGACGGCAGCGACUUUCAGCACCGGGAGCGCGUCGCCAUGCACUACCAGAUGAGUGUGACCCUCAAGUAUGAAAUCAAGAAGCUGAUCUACGUACAUCUGGUCAUAUGGCUGCUGCUGGUUGCCAAGAUGAGCGUGGGACACCUGAGGCUCUUGUCACAUGAUCAGGUGGCCAUGCCCUACCAGUGGGAAUACCCGUAUUUGCUGAGCAUUUUGCCCUCUCUCUUGGGCCUUCUCUCCUUUCCCCGCAACAACAUUAGCUACCUGGUGCUCUCCAUGAUCAGCAUGGGACUCUUUUCCAUCGCUCCACUCAUUUAUGGCAGCAUGGAGAUGUUCCCUGCUGCACAGCAGCUCUACCGCCAUGGCAAGGCCUACCGUUUCCUCUUUGGUUUUUCUGCUGUUUCCGUCAUGUACCUGGUGUUGGUGUUGGCAGUCCAAGUGCAUGCCUGGCAGUUAUACUACAGCAAGAAGCUCCUAGAUUCUUGGUUCACCAGCACACAGGAGAAGAAGCAUAAAUGAAGCCUCUUUGGGGUGAAGCCUGGACCUCCCAUUGAAUGAAAGGACAGUAGUACAGCAGUUCUAAAAUCUCUUCUGGUGAUUUUAGCAGCUGUGAUGUUGGUACCUGGUGCAGACCAGGCCAAAGUUCUGGAAAGCUCCUUUUGCCAUCUGCUGAGGUGGCAAAACUAUAAUUUAUUCCUGGUUGGCUAGAACUGGGUGACCAACAGCUAUGAGACAAACUUCGGCUGUUUGAAGUUGAACUUUGAGAUUUUUCUUUAAGAAUGAGCUUCAUCCUCACCUCCACUCGGUCAUUCUUCCCAUUUCCAUCCAUUACCCCUUAGCCAUUGAGACUGAAGGAAAUAGGGAAUAAAUCAAAUUACGUCAUCUCUAGGUCACGGGUCAGGAAACAUUUGGGAAGCUGCUCCCUUGGCAGACUGUGGUCUCUUCUGCAAAGCAUUUUAAUUAAAAACCUCAAUAAAGAUGGCCCUGCCCACAC